AAAGAAGGGGAUGGGAUGCAGGGGUCACAGCCCCACAUCUCGGAGCCCAGCCCCGCUCUCCCCGCAGCCCAUCCCGGCAGCGAGGCACCGGGUCGCCCUGCGAAGCGGCGUCGGAAAGCAGCAGCAGCGCAGCCCAGGAGCAGAGCUUUGGGGCACCCGCGGGCUUUGGGGCCGCUGGAGGAGCUGCUGGGGUUGCGGGGCGGCCGCCUGCGUCCCACCAUCUGCGGGGAGUGCGGGAAGGGCUUCAGCCGCAGCUCGGACCUGGUGCGACACCGCAUCACCCACACCGGGGAGAAGCCCUACACCUGCGGGGCCUGCGGGAAGGGCUUCAGCCAGAACUCCAACCUGGUCACCCACCAGCGCAUCCACACCGGGGAGAAACCCUACAGCUGCGGGGCCUGCGGGAAGCGCUUCAGCGAGAGCUCGGCGCUCAUCCAGCACCAGCGGACCCACACCGGGGAAAAGCCCUAUUGCUGCGGGGAGUGCGGGAAGCGCUUCAGCGUCAGCUCCAACCUCAUCCGGCACCGGCGCACCCACACCGACGAGAAGCCCUACAUCUGCGUGGAGUGCGGGGAGGGCUUUCGCCACAAAUCCCAGCUGCGCCGGCACCAGAAGCUGCACUCGGCGUAGUGGGGAGGCGGCUUUAGGGAUGGGGAGCAGCGCUGGUCACGGUCCCCUCAUCUGCGUUCCCAGGAUGGGGACUGCGGGGUGGGUGUGCGGUGCUGGACCCGGCCCCCCACCCAGAAACCCCAAAAGCCGACGGGGGGAAAGAGGGAUGGGGCAUUGGAAGAGGGAACGCAAUGGGGCGGUCGGGACUGCAGCCCAAACCAAUAAAAGGUGCUGGAGCUGCACUGCCUGGCCGGGGUCGUGCUGUAGGGCAGUGAUGGGGCUGCGCUUUGCAUGGGGUGGAUCAGUAGGGAUGGAUUUUCCAGUUCUCCCAGUUGGAGAGUGGGGUGGCAGUGGGAAUAACACCCACAUGGGGUGGCACACGCCUGCACAUGGAGCUGGCAU
Molecule: messenger RNA, 1011 nt
Organism: Meleagris gallopavo (turkey)
Lineage: Eukaryota; Metazoa; Chordata; Aves; Galliformes; Phasianidae
Source: RefSeq, a predicted model, not a curated record